AUGGCCGAUGUUACAGACGACUGGAUUGUCGCUGACAGGCAGGACGAAGAUGCUUUACGACCUCUUGACCAAAGUGGCCUCUUGAGCGAAACCCCGUUUUCUAUAGGCCCGGAAAAGAUACUACAGCCCAAGCACAGACUCCCCAGCAGAGGAUGUGAACCUCUCGACACAAGGUACCAAGACUCUGAACCACCAAGUUCUUCUCAGUUACUUCCUCAUGGCAUGGGAAUGCCUGUACCGAAGUCUAAACCGCGCCCACGUCCUGUGCCUACCUUGGCUGCAGACAAUCUCAUCGAGGAGGUCAAUCCUAUGCGCACUCGAAAGACUCAGGUCAAGAAGCCGAAUUACGAGCCUUUGACAUCCGACUCCAACCUCGACGAACUAUCACUCAAGCCUCCACGGAAGCGGCAGAAAUCCCAAGACAAGCCCGUCGAGCCCAAGCUGAGACCCAGGCCUAAACCGAAACCUAAAGCUAGGACAUCACCUUCACCGAAGGUCCCUGAACACAGCAUUGUCGAUACUAAGCCGAGCAACAUUGUGCCAGCGCUUCCGUCUCGACUAUAUUUUGCAACAUCAUGCCUCCUGUCUUCUAUUCCUGUUUUACCCGAUUUGUCUUCUCCGCCCUCUUCUCCACCCAAGAUAACUCGUAAAUGGAAGAAGGUUUCUCCGCUUCAAGAUGGAUACAUCAUCGUUGCUGCGAACAAGGGCAAGACAAGGGACACAAAGUUGUCUUCUUGGGCGAAUGGGAAGAAAAAAGGCCGGAAGCAGGCUGACGUCGAACUCGACGAUCUUGCACACAAAUCCCCCAUUGAUGAACCAGCUGCAGGUAAUAAUGGUCUCGAAGACGAUGAUUUCAUUGAGGAAGAGGAAACGAAAGUUAGAUCGAAGAAGAAGGCACUAUUGAAACCCACCUCCGCUGCAAAAUCAAAAUCAAGGAAAGCGGUUAUUGUUGUUUCUACAGCGGUUCUCUCGGAAAGUGAAAAUGAGGACAACGGUGACGACCCUUGUUCGAGGUCACCUAACCCAAACGACAAUCCCAAGGGAUCCGAAAUCAUUGUAACCCCUGAGAUAACCAAGAUUCCCCCGAAAACUAUAGCUCCCCCACCAAAGCAGACUCUGUCUGUCACUUUCCAGUCACGUGCCUUCAGCAUUAAACCUAGGUCGACCCCAAUAUCAGAGCUCAUCCGACCUCCUCCACCGAAGAAGAGCAACAAGAACAUAGAGAUGGAAGAGCGUAUCGAGGAAGAUCUGUCAGAGACUAUUGAGGGGUGGUCGUGUAUGAUUGACGAGGAGAGAAGGGACUUGCGGAGAGCACGAAUUGAUGCCGAGUUGUGUUAUGAAUGAUUGCGAGUCGUGCCAGUGUAUCCUUAUUCCUUAUCAUGUAGUUUACAUUUUUAUUACUAUGUAAUGUGCAACUUCAUGGAGAGCUUGUAUAUUAACCAACGGUCGGAGACUCAUCAUG
Suillus fuscotomentosus is the source of this 1462-nucleotide messenger RNA. RefSeq lists its product as uncharacterized. NCBI's taxonomy places the organism in Eukaryota, Fungi, Basidiomycota, Agaricomycetes, Boletales, Suillaceae. Bases 1 to 1344 code for a protein of 447 amino acids. The transcript is spliced from 15 exons. The record is from RefSeq and is a predicted model, not a curated record.